AUCAAAACCCAGAAGCUCGGCAUUUUGCGUCAAGUGCUACUUCACGUCAAUGAAAACAUAGAAACGUCAAGCAAAUCGGAAACAAACUGGGGCCUAGUUAUCGCGAAAUAAAAAUUUAAUUACAAUCUAAAAUGUCGGAAAAUGGGCUCCAAUAUGCGUAAAAAAACACAAGUAUCGUUCGUGAUCCGCGACGAGGAGGAAAGGCGGCAUAAAAAUGGCGUUAGUUCGCUGCAACUUGAUCCUAUACAAGGAAGGCUAUACUCCGCCGGGCGUGAUGGAAUUAUUCGUGUUUGGCACACGGGGACGGGAGUCCAGGACAGGUAUAUCCAGAGCAUGGAGCACCACACCGACUGGGUCAAUGAUAUAGUGCUAUGUUGUGGUGGGAAAAAUCUUAUUAGUGCAUCUUCUGAUACGACUGUCAAAGUUUGGAAUGCGCCGAAAGGCUUUUGCAUGUCGACACUCAGGACCCAUAAAGACUACGUACGUACUCUGGCAUAUGCUAAAGACAAGGAACAAGUCGCCAGCGCGGGCUUAGACCGCGCCAUAUUUCUAUGGGACGUGAACACUUUAACAGCUCUGACAGCUAGCAACAACACGGUUACUACUUCUAGUCUUGUUGGUAAUAAGGAAUCUAUAUACAGCCUCGCUAUGAACCCUCCAGGCACCAUACUCGUCAGUGGUUCCACAGAGAAAGUCCUCAGAGUUUGGGACCCCAGAAACUGUUCUAGACUAAUGAAACUUAAAGGACAUGCAGAUAAUGUUAAAGCUUUAGUAGUGAGCCGGGAUGGCUCACAGUGUGUCUCAGGCAGCUCUGACGGGACCAUCAAAUUAUGGUCUUUAUCACAGCAAAGAUGUGUGUCAACAAUUCGAGUCCAUUCAGAAGCAGUCUGGGCUCUACUUGCCACAGAAAACUUCACACACAUUAUAUCUGGAGGCAGAGACCGACUAGUCAUUAUAACCGAAUUGAGGAACCCUGAUAACUUCAUGAUUGUGUGUGAAGAAACCGCCCCAAUCCUGAAACUAUGCUUCACAGCUGACCAACAAGGAGUGUGGGUAUCAACCUCAGAAUCUGACAUACGAAGCUGGAAAUUGCCUCCGUUGAAUUCUUUAAGUUCUGAUAUGUAUAACCAAAAUAACUACAACACCAACAAUGUAUAUCAAACUCAACCGAUUCACCAUAUUCCUGGUGGACCGGCAAUCAAACACUACACAGUAUUAAAUGAUAAACGACACAUACUAACAAAAGACACAGCCAAUAACGUAGCAUUAUAUGAUGUACUAAAAGCAUGUAAAGUUGAAGAUUUAGGUGAAGUUGACUACGAUGAAGAAGUGAAGAAAAGAUUCAAAAUGAUUUUCGUUCCGAAUUGGUUUAACGUUGACUUGAAAACAGGGAUGUUAACGAUUCAUUUAGGACAAGAUGAGACUGACUGUUUAAGUGCAUGGGUGAGUGCGAAAGAGGCUGGAUUGACAACGGAAAAUGAUCAGAAAGUCAACUUUGGUGCUUUAUUGCUUCAAGCUUUGUUGGAGCACUGGAACCAUCCAAAUAGAGUCAACGAGUCGGGGCAGAAGGUUAUUGGGAAUAACUUCUUUAGUGUUCCAUUGCAUACACCACUGAUCUUCAGUGAAGUUGGUGGCAGGACACUUUAUAGGCUACAGGUUGGUGACGCAGGCGGCGAGACCGAGGGCAACCUGUUAAUGGAGACGGUACCCUCGUGGGUGGUAGACGUUGCCAUAGAGAUGGCCGCCCCCAAGCUCAACAAGCUGCCCUUCUAUCUACUCUCACAUUCCAGCUGCCAGAGCAAACAGGAUCGGCAGAAGAAGGACCGUCUGGUAGCGAACGACUUUAUCCAGUGCCGUAAGGUUGCAGAACAUGUGGUGGAGAAGAUUGUGGGUGGCGGGGAUGUGAACGGAGCCAGCGCGGGGACACGCUCCGAGGACAGCGGGGACAAGGUCGAGGAGCGGGUCGAGCUGCUGUGCCUGGACCAGGUACUAGACCCAAACAUGGACCUGCGGACGGUGAGGCACUUCAUUUGGAAGUCCAAUGUCGAGUUCACACUGCACUACAGAGUUCUCAAACAAUGAAACUUGAAGGCCCAAUUUGGGAAGUACUGCAGCUUUCGAUGUAUGUACCAGUGACUUAAAAACUGAACUGAACUCAAAUUCUGUGAAGAACUAAAACUGGGAAUAAAAUCAUGUUUAACCUAGGUGGCGCCACUAUCUUAUUUACAUUUACAUUAUAGUCGUCUUGUAGGCUCUGCACGCUAACCGCGCCGCGCGCGGCGCUAAUUAUAUCGAGGCCUUCGACCAAAAGCCGUUUGACGUCCAUCUACGCAGAUAGCAUUCGUAUCGUUUAUUGGUCGAAGCGCUCAAUAUAAUUCGGCGCGGUUGUCAUGCAGAUCCUGCUGUAGUAAAAAUCAGGUAAGCCCCUUUUUGAAAAAUCGUUGAUCAAAGCCUUGAUAUCCUUUAUUCCUUGGUAAAUAUUGAGAACACAUAUAUUAACUUGUUGAUUUGUUUACAAAAAUGACAUCUGAAUGCGAUUUUUCAAAAAGGCGCUUACGUGGUUUUCACUACAAGGCGACUAUAUAGGUUGACAAGGAUCUUGUGGCAGUUUGAUGACAUUGACAGGAGCUAGUGUGCACCGUCUCCAUACAUUCUCCAUUUAUAACACAUGGUACAAUAAAACAAGGUAAGGUCAAUCCUAUGAAAAGCCGCCAUUGCUAGCCGUUUGUUUUUUUUUUUGGAAAGGGUUUAACCACUCUGGCCUAGUAGAUUUUUAAGCCUAUGACGUAAGUGUUACCAUUAAAUUGGUAUCUCCAACAUUCCAACGACGUAAAUUUUAUUAUUGAAAAUUAACCGAAUUACUAUCACUUGUCACAUACAUAAAAAUCACUAAAACUGUAAGUAAAUCUUUUAGUAAAAGUUCAAAAUUGCCUUGCAAAGUGAAUUAGACGUGUGUAUUUUUUUUAAUGGCAAUGGUGGUAGAGAUGACGUCAGCGCGGCUAACCUUGAAAUGUUAGCUGUCACUUUUGAGCAUACCUUGCUUUAUUGUACCAUUAUUUACAACAAUUUUCAAUAAUGACGUUUCCAUAAAAUACCGCGUUAGUUCCCAUUAUGGCCACUUGCCAAAAGAUCCUUGUCGUUUUAUAAAGAUGAUGCUAUGAGCAAACGGAAUUACGAUGUCGUUUGUCAUCAAAUAAAAUAAAAGAAGUAUUACGUUAACAAACUUUAUCAGUGUUACUAAAUAACACAAACUAAGAAUAAACUAGGUUUGAAAUAGUAUUUCGCGGCACGAAACAAUUCGGCGGAUUUUAAUGAAACUAACUUAACAAGUCAUAAUAAUUCUAUGCAGAAUCUGCGACAGUAGCGCCGCGGCCUUCGGGACUUCUUUCGUAUACGGAUUAUAUUUUAAACAUAGUUUAUCUUUUAGUCUUUGUUUUGUAGUAACACUGUAUAAGUUUUUAUAUAAGACACAGAAGUUGAAAAGUAAAAGUGAAGUGUAAAAGAUUUUAUCUUCUAAAAAUGGUUGAAAUUGUUGCCCAAGUUAGCAAAGUGAGAUAUAAAGUACUAAGUUACCUAUUUUGCUUUGCUUUAGACUUUAGGGUCAAACCACAUUGUCGCACUUUUCUAUACUUCUAUCCUUUUCCGAUUUUCUGAACCGUCAUUUGCUAGAACGAGAGAGAGCGACCGCACACUGCAGAAUCGACGAAGCGAUAUCGCUCUUCUCGAAAUUAGAAUCAUUUAUUCAACGUAAUUAUCACGUAUAUACUUGUUGAAGGUCAAUGUAACAUUUUGAAUUUACGUCAUUUCACAAGGUGUUGAAGCCGAGGAGAAGAAAUGACAAGAAAGUGCAACAGCAACACAUUUUAAAUCAAUGAGGGUACAUUACAAGUUAUUUAAUAACUAGAGGAACACAUUUAAUACCAGACAUUUUUAUCAUUUAGCUAAUCAUUAAUCUUAUAAUAAGCUUUUUUACUUACUUUUAAACUUUUUAAAUCUUUGUUUAAACUGCUAAUUUAUUUUCUGCCAAAUUCAAAAUAUUAUCUGGUAUUUUAUUGUAAAACCGUAAAAACCCCAAAAAAGAUGAAUUAAAUUUUCUUAAUCUAGAGUUUUGAAUAACAAUUUUAUUCGCUCUGAAAAGUAUAGAAGCUUAGGAAAGUGCUAUGAGGUGAUUCCAGAAGUGGUUCAACUCUUAAUAAUCAACUAAUAGUGAUACUUAUAUACAUAGUUUUGUUCCGUUCCGAUUUCAUAGUUAUUUGAUUCAACAAAGUCAAGAAUAAUUCCACGUAAAUGCGUAUCGUAUCGUACCUACUUCAUGUAAUAGGUAAAUAGGUAGUAAUUUUGUUGUUAUAAAUUGGCAACAUUAUUAAAACUUCACAACACAAUCGUCCAAUCACAAAACACGAUUCAAUGUUGCCAACUUAAUAAAUUAAUAAAAUCGAAUGUGUUCUCAGACAUUAGUAUUCGAGGUAUUCUAGAUACCUAGAAAUUAUAAUGAAAUUAAUUAAUUGGCGCCACUAGUAAACGUAGUACAAGAUCGACUGUUCUAGAACAAAAUGGCGGAUAGAACUUGUAUUGUUCAAAGGCUGUAUUUAACUGUUUAACUUUGUGCCAGUUGUGUCUGUAUAAUGUAGCACAUACAACGAAUUAUGAUUCGUCUUUGUUCCUUACUGCAUUAUUAAUUGUCAACAUCUGUCUUAGACUACCAUACCAAUAGAUCGCUGCCGUCGAUCGAUAAUAUAAUAGGACAGUUGUCGUCAGCUAUUAGUUUAACACAAGAGGAGCUCGGUGGCGCAGCGGUUAACGCGCUCGGUCUGCGAUUGUUGAAGUAAAGCAACUUUCGUAAAGGCCGGUCAUAGGAUGGGUGACCACAAAAAAAAAGUUUUCAUCUCGAGCUCCUCCGUGCUUCGGAAGGCACGUUAAGCCGUUGGUCCCGGCUGCAUUAGCCGUCGUUAAUAACCAUCAAUCCGCACUGGGCCCGCAUGAUGGUUUAAGGCCCGAUCUCCCUACCCAUCCAUAGGGAAGGCCCAUGCCCCAGCAGUGGGGACGUUAAUGGGCUGAUGAUGAUGAUUAGUUUAACAAGUGACCAUCGACGUCGAUCGUUCGAUUCUAUUAUCGAUUGGCGCCAUCUAUCGAUAAUCGAUUGGUACCUGUCAUGCCGUUGACAACUUAUAACUUCUAGAACGCUUUCAUGUUAAAAGGGUAGUGUGAGCGGGAUAGAUACUGACAAUUGUAAUAAGAUUGCAAAAUGCGUGAGCGAGAUGACUAGUCUUCAUUCAGUGACGUUUAUAAUGUAUACUCUUGCCUAAAAUUUGUACACAUAUUGUGAAUGUUUGAUAUCAAUUAUAAUAGAAAGGUGCUUGGGGAUCGCUUGUAUAUGUAAAGUUUGUUGGUCUCUCGUUUAUGAAGGGAUUACUCGAUAGUAAUAGUAUUUUAUAUGAAUUCAAAAUAUAUAAAAAAUACACGAAUACGUUAUAUUCAUAUUGGCAAAAAAGAUUGUGUUCGAAAAGGAAAGAAAGAAAGAAACAUUUAUUAUUUUCGGACACCACAGACAUACACACACAGGUACACAGGACAGAAAAUAAAAAAGAACACUUAGAUUAAGAAUUAUUAGAAAAAAAAAAACAAAAAACUAAAAUCAUAAAAAUACUAAUAAUAACAGUAUUCAUAAAUGCAACGCACGACGGCCCGAUAACCAUGAAAAAAGGAUUUCUCUGCAACGGUGCUUAUAUCGGCAUAGGUAUGCAUUUUUUUUUUACUCUGGCAGCCCUAUAAUAAUACCGCCCCUCUCUUACGUACAAGAAUGAGGCAGGAUUAGUUUUAUAACUGUUAAAAGAAAUUAAAAGAAGUUUGCGACAAACAUACCUACUUUCAAUGACGGACUUUCCAAUGGACGUUCCCCGAACACACGAUAGAUGGCGUUGUUCACUUUUAACGUGAUAAUUACCUAUUUUCUCAUUGCUGGGGUACUUAUAUAAUUAUUCAAAAAUGUUAUGUAAGGCAGAAGCAUAUAUAAAACUAAUUGCUGCUUGAUAUUUGGAUCAUAUUAUGUAUAGAAUGAUGUUGCUUCUCUUUAUUUUGAUCAGAAUAAUAAUGGGUUGAAGUUGUAAUUGUACCUUGGUGUAAUAAAAAGUGUCAUCAUUUAUACCCAAAAGCAAAGAUAAAAGAUGUAUUAUGUCUGUUAUCCAUGAAAUUAGAAGUUUAAACAAAGAAAAACCUUAACAACGCCAUCUAUCGUGUUUUUGGGGAACGCCGUUUGAAAAGUCCCUUAUUUGGCGUAUGACAUUUCUACUGGUCGAGUAAUCUUUUCACGUAUAUAUCAACUUAAACAUUUUUUAUUUCACAAAUAUUGGCCCAUAAGUAAAGAUAAUCGAUACCAGUCCUGUAUUUAAAAAGAUGUUUAUAAAAUGUAUGUUUUCGCUUAGCUGAAAGCAAAGUUAUGAUCAAUAUUUUAAGUUUACGACGAAAAAUGGAAACGCCUCCUGGACUUGUGUAAAUAAAUAUUUAAACAAUGGUUUAAGCACGACUACUAUCAUACCGUCAUAAAUAUUCGCCAUCAUUAAACUCUAGUGAAAAUGGUGUCAAUUCGAGCGAGCACCAACUUAAUUUUAACGUAAUUCGACUUAAACUAGCUGCAUCUCUUUCUUGCGCGUAUUGUAAGUAAAGGACGGCACUAAUUUAAGAGCUGUCAAACUAAAAUUAGGUUAUGUUUGCGCCCGAAUUGGCACCGAUGUAUGGAAGAUUCCUUAGUUCUAUUUACUCCCAUGACGGCGCUGUUAAUAUCGUCAUCAUCAUCAUAUCAUCCAAGUCGUGUCCGGUGACGGCGACUCCUAAAUGUCUAUCCCAGGUCGAUGUUAUGAUAGGCUCUAAUGUGGCUAGCAAAACCGAAUAGCUGUUAAUAUACCCAUACAUUGUUACUGGAAUUUGAUGAUGAUACCGUACUAAAUUCGUGCUUAGGCUAACAGGGGUUUUGAAAAUGCCAUAUAAAAGUAAUUCACCUAAGAAAGCAAUAUUGCAGUUUGACAUUUGCGCAAAUAAAAGUUAGUGCGCAAUGCAAACAAAUGUCAAAUAGCUAUUUUGCUUGUUUUAGGUGAAUUGCUUUGAUGUGCCCUUUUUAACCCCCCAGUACACAUAUAGUCAUGCAUGCAUGAGCAAUAUAAUGUAUCCACUUUAGGACUUUGUCGCACUAACAUAUUUGACAUUUAGUGAGACUUACAGUUCAAUUUGUCAAAAAAGUUAAUGUGACAUGGUACCAAAGUGUAUAGAUAUUAAUGCUCGUGACCGUACAUAAACUUAAUUCUGUAAUCCCCAAUGGGAUGGGCAGAGCCACAACUUAACAGACAACUUGCAGCUACUUUUGAUACGAGAUCCUAAGAUGUAAUAAACUUGUCAGUAAUUUUGAUAUUUUGUGCUUGAUCACUUUUAAUAUAAAUAGUUGAAUCUAUGAAAUGAUUUACAAAGUGCUGGGGGCAUGUAUAGAUGUAAAGGAUAUACAGAAAUGCUUCAAGUGUUUCUAUGUAUUUAUUGUCUAGUUUUGAUUCAUUUGUUGUUCUAUGAUGUGCAAACGUUGCGAAAUAAUUGAAGCAUUUUAUAUUUCUCUCAUAUUGUGAAAAUUAUGCUUGUAUAGCGUGGAAGUAUGGAAUUACAAAUAAAUACUGUUAACUGGAGAA
Molecule: messenger RNA, 7667 nt
Organism: Pectinophora gossypiella (pink bollworm)
Lineage: Eukaryota; Metazoa; Arthropoda; Insecta; Lepidoptera; Gelechiidae
Product: WD repeat-containing protein 48 homolog
Exons: 4
Coding region: 142-2082 (646 amino acids)
Biological process (GO): protein deubiquitination; double-strand break repair via homologous recombination
Molecular function (GO): ubiquitin binding
Source: RefSeq, a predicted model, not a curated record